Maudiozyma barnettii is the source of this 2175-nucleotide messenger RNA. It is a transcript of the gene EAP1, whose product is annotated as Eap1p. Bases 1 to 2175 code for a protein of 724 amino acids. The record is from RefSeq and is a predicted model, not a curated record. The transcript has a single exon. Lineage: Eukaryota; Fungi; Ascomycota; Saccharomycetes; Saccharomycetales; Saccharomycetaceae.
AUGGAACUAAGUGACCCAUCUAUUAUGUCAUCAUCAUUACGUGUAGCACCAGAGUCUCAAUCUGAAUCUAUUCAUACUACGACUAAUGUAGUUGUUCCCUCUGGUCAGGAAGCUGAUUUACAACAGUUUAUCAAGUUUCUAAGGAACAAAAAUGAUUCUUCAAAGACUAACGGAGAUCCAUCCUCUGCGAGUGAUGAAUUCCAUGAGAAUCAUACAGAAACUAUCGAGUCCAUUGUUGACUAUAAACCAGAUACAUCAACUGGCUCAAAGAUAUAUGUUUACAGUAUUAAUGAACUAUUAAAUAUCAAAAAAACUAUUCCAAAGGAAUACACUGAAGAGAAGGCCGAAUCUUUACCAAGAAAGAAAUUUUGGAGGUUAUAUCAAAAAUUCCCUGAUAAUGGUAACAAUAAAUCGAAUUACAGAAACAAUCAAAAUAAUAACCCAAACAAUAGUAGUAAUAAUAAUAACAAUAAGUCCAGAACAUAUUCUAAUGAUGUAAACUCUAAUGAAAGAAGAAAUAACAAUAGAAACAAAAAUGGAAGAAACAUUAACAACCACGCAAAUGGACCUGGGAAUAAAAAAAAUUCUAAUAAGUCCAUGGCCUUGACCAGUGAUGAACUUGAAUUCGAUGCAAACUUUGAAUCUUCAGGAAAUGCCAUUGCGGAUUUCGAAGCUUGGAAAUCUCAAAUGAAAGAAAUGGAACGCCAGAAGAAAUUUGGAGGUGCCAAUUCCACUACUUCCUCGUCUUCAUCUACAGCUCCUAAUAUGACUGGAAACUCUAACAAAAAUGACAGUUCAUCAACAGGUAGUAGUAAACCAACAAUUGCUCAAUCAAGUAUAAUAUCUGAUUUCUUAAAUCUAUCAAAGAACGACAACAAUAAUACAUCUUCUCAAAUGAAUACUGGGAAUAUCAUUGCUAACGAAGAUACUAAUGCAACUAAUCUAUCCUCUCAAUACAAGGCAUUAGAAGUCACCACUUCGGAACAAGGACAAAAAACUACCGGCUCAGAAGACAAUAAAACCGAAAUGCCUCAAGCUGAUCGUUCGGACAAUAAAUUGCCAACUGAUUUAUCAAGGAGUUCUUCUUCGAGGUUUACCUCUUUCUUUUCGAAUGCUUCUUCAUCGUCUUCGUCAAAACCUUUAGAGACUCAAUUGAAGAACUCGAAUACUAACGAACAACAAGAUAUGCAUGAUACUGAACAGAUAAAGACUUCACAGCAGCCGGCCAUACAGCAACAGAACAAACCGGCAAGUAGCUCAAGAUUAAUGGGAUUUUUCAACAAACCUUCUGCACCAGACCAAAAUGUAUCACCACAGGGUCAACAAGGAAACUUACAGACUUCCAAUAGAUUGCUACCAUCUCAACAGCCGCAACAACAACAGCAUUCGCAGCCUCAAAUGGCUAUGAACCUGCAAAUGAAGCAGCCAUUACAACCAAUGGGCAUGCAACCAGGAAAUAAUGUAUUUUUCCAAAACUUAUUAAACAAAAAUAAAAAAGCUGAAGAAAACAACCAGAUUCAACAAAAUAAUGGUAACCCUAAGAAUGGACAAUUUAAUCAAAUGCAAAUACCCCCUCCAGGUAUGGUAGGUCCACCAAUGGGUCAUCCAGUGCAAGUAUUACCCCCUGGUUUAAAUAAUUUCAAUAAUAAGGAUAAGAAAAGCAAGAAUGACAAUGCUCAGAAUUUGCCUAUGCAAAUGCCUCCUCACAUGGGAAUGCCACCAUCACAUAUGAUGCAAGGAAAUUUCAACAUGCCUCCACCUCCAGGUUUCGCUGGAUUCACACCUCAAGGUCCAAAUUUCCAGAUGCCUAUCUCCGAUAAUGGUAAGGGUCGUAAAAAUUCUAACAAAGACGACUCUCAUAAAUCCAAGGGGAAUACAGGCCAACUUCCUCCACAACAGUUCAUGCAAAUGAUGGGUCCACCUCCUCCAGGGUUUUUGCCCAUGCAAGGCAUGCCACCAAAUAUGCCAUACCCUCCAAAUGGAAUGAUGCUUCCAUCUUAUCCUCCUCAACCGAAACAAAAUGGCAAGGAUAAUAAAGACAUCCAAAUGAAUCAUCAACAAGGAUUUUUUCCACAACAAAUGCCUCAAAAUCUCAAUUUCCCAAUGAAUCCAAACAUGCCUCGUCCCUCAAACCAACAGAGAUCAGGUCCUGUUCUAAAUCAAAAUAAGAAAUAG